Messenger RNA from Pseudovirgaria hyperparasitica, 1435 nucleotides. RefSeq lists its product as uncharacterized. The transcript is spliced from 2 exons. Lineage: Eukaryota; Fungi; Ascomycota; Dothideomycetes; Acrospermales; Acrospermaceae. The coding region runs from base 155 to 1219 and encodes 354 amino acids. The record is from RefSeq and is a predicted model, not a curated record.
AGUCGUCUCUCUUUAAUCUGUAGUUUCGUGUACCUGUUUAUUUCCUUUAAUACCCUUGCUCCGCUACUCUGCAAUUGUUUUGAAUGCUGGAGUUCCGUGGAUCCCUUCGCUGUGCAUAUAUACCCCAGAACGAACUUUGCGAUUCCACAGCAGCAUGGCCCUUAUAAGAGCCAACAGGCCAUAUUCAUUGAAUCUUCUUGCGAGGAAGGCGUUGGCUAUAGAAGACUACACGAAGACUCCUGGCGACUCGGCCAGUCCGGCCACACCUUCUCCAACAUCCGGCUCUUUCCCGCGCCCAUCAGCAACAGCUAUCAGGACCACGGCCAGUUCUGUAGCUCCAUUACCUACCGAGACUCCCGAAUCCGACUAUGCUGGGCCAACAUGGGCAUUUGAGGAGACUACAUCAAUCUCACAGUCUGCCGCAGAGGCAACAGCCAUUACCGAAGCGUCUCAGAACCAACCUCCAGCGUCUGCCAUGCCCGAAGAUACCAGUCAAGGAUUCAUCAGUAAAGAUCCUAUCCGGCAUGACGAACACAUGAGUCUAUCACCCGUAGCGCAGGGUCUACUGGCCACGUUCUCAAUUCUUGGAGGUCUAUGUCUCAUUGCUUUUCUGUGGCUUCGAUACUGCCGCAAGAAGCAAUCCUCAGACUCCCAUACCCAAGGGAGGAAAGGUGUCGCCGGCCUCGGUCUCAACCUCUUCUCAUCAACGAAGCGUGGCAGCCGGCCACCUGCAACGUCACCCUCAUCACCAUCUCUGGAGAAACGCAUUGCUGAGCCAGACUCUACGCACGUUCCAACCUACCGCAUCACCCGCGCUUCAGGAAAGAUUGCGGGCUGGCGCGCAAAGUCAUACAUCCGCGGCCGCAUCUCUCUGCACGACAAAGCACGCAUGACCAUGGUGUCAUCCAGCGAGACCGUAUCAGACGAGGAGACAACAACAACACCCACCCCAGCCACAAUCAGCAACCCAUUCGAAGAUCCACAGCUGAAGAAAUCAUACGACAUGAUCCACAAUAGACCGCGGAGCACGACGUUGACAGACACAGGCGACUGGCUGAGGAACCCGUUCGAAGACCCACGGGACGAGCGCUUUGAUCCGUUUGGCACGUUGCGUGAACGUGCGCAGGAGGAGCGCGAGAAGUACCUUGCGAUACUGCGGGCGGAGAGGGAGAAGCAUAAGAAAUCGAAUGAUGAGAUGAAUAUUGAUGAAGCAAAAUGAACACCAUAGAUUGGGGACGCAGCUUUGACAGCAGCAUUGUACAUUGUAUAGGUGCCGGACUGGGCGUACAGGAAUUUAAUUCAAAGGAAAGUACUGAGUGUCUUCACUCGCAUUUUACUUGCCUCUUCAAUCCCCUCUCUACCGUGUUGUAAUUUCUCUACUACGCACAGUCGGCCCUAGAGUUAAGAGUUGGGUAGUAGCAUCGUCCAUUCAAGC